CGACCCACGACCGCUGGCGCUGGCAAGCAUGGUGUCUCGGGAGAGCAUGUGCGUCGAUGAGCGUACCUUCUUGUAGGUGUUUUUGGCUCGAAAAAGAGAGUUGCACUGUUAUUUUUUCAUUUAAGCAGCUAGCCAGCAUCGAUUCGAAGAAGUUGGGUCACAUUGGACGCAAAAUGCACCCUCGCCGAUUGUAAAACCGCUGGAUUAAAUCAAGCAGCAGUCUCACUCGCGUUCUAGCAGAGCAUCCCACCCGCAAGCAGGUGGCCACUCAUUGGCAAGCAGUUGCCGCACACGGCAAGAUGGCGGCAGUGGCUGCCAAGGAGGCCUCUGAGGAGCUGCGGCCGGCGCCCGCCCCCGCCGCCCCCGUACCCUUGCCCUCGUAUGCCAGGGUUUUGGUGAACAGGGCCGCCUCACCGGUUGAGGUUGAGGCUGCCCCUGUCUCACAACCGCCGCCGCCCACUGAGUCGGUCCCCAAGGAGAACGGCCACGCGGUCCAGCCGCAACAGCACCAUCAUCCCGAGAAACACCAUCCUGAGAAACAUCAUCCCGAGAAAUAUCAUGCGCGACGUAACCACAACAACCGCAACUUUAACAAACAACAUUCCUCCAAUAACAAUAAUAAUAACAAUCCCAACUAUCAUAAAAACAACCAUGCCCCCGCCGAAGAGAAGCCGCCGACACCGCCGCCCCCAGUGGUCAAGUACGUGGAGGCGCCGCUGCCCAAGACUAAUCCUUGGGCCAAAAAGAUCGAGCCGCCUAAAGAGGCUCCAGCCCCGGCCGCCGCACCUACAGCCCCGGCCGCCGCACCUCCAGCGGCAGCCCCUGUUGCAUCGCCUGAUGCAGCCCCAUUGCCACAGCCAACCGCCCCCGUCAAGCUGCCUCCGCCGCCGAAGCAGCAGCAGCAUCAACAGCAACAUCCAGCCACACUAGCUUCUAUCGUUGCUGACAAACGCAGCCUCUUCAAUGUGCCUCUAGAGAACGGCGUGUCGUCGGCGGCGCCGCUGAUCGAGCCUCCGGUCACCACAACGUCCAAGUCGGCAAACAAGAAAUCCCACGCCAGGGACAUGGAUGAUUGGCCGACGCUCGGCGCUGAGGCCAAGAAACAGCAACAGCAGCAGCAACUGGCUGGGGAAGUGACUGAGGCCGCUGCCCUUCCCAACGGUCAUGCGGACCGGGAAGAUAGCCCCGUGGACGACUCGCAUAACAACUCGUCCAAUUCGUCAGAGAACGGCGGCUACCCUAAGCAGAACGCCAAGAAGAACACAGCCAAGUGCAAGUGGCUCCCCCUCAACAUAGAGCAGUCCAAGUUGAGGGGUAAGCGUGACAAGUCACCCAAGCACAGAGACUCAGAGCAUGGAGAUGAUCAAGGUAGAGGCCGUGGCCAGCGUCGGCCGGUGAGUAGCAGGGGCGGCCGUGGUAGAGGCGGCCGCGGAGGUGGACCAGCCAGAAACGGGCCCAGACCAAACGGCCGGGCUGACUACGUUGAAGAAUUUGUGCCCGACUUCACGACUUUCACAAUGGCUCCCACCGCCCCCAUUCCGGCAUUCAUGCUGCCGCAAAACUUCUUUGAUAUGCCGGCUGAUUAUAGAAUGUUGAAACAGAUUGAAUAUUACUUCAGCAAGGAGAACCUGUUAAAGGAUAUUUACAUUCGCCGCAAGAUGAAAGUUGAUGGCUUCUUGCCCAUCUCCUGCAUCUCCUUAUUCCCGCGUGUCGUUAAUAUCCUGUCGGAGCCUGAACUUGUCAAUAAUCCCGGAUUCACCAACAAUAUCGACUUCAUUACUCAGUGCAUCCGCAAGUCACCGUUGCUUGAACUCAGUGAAGACGCACUGAUGGUUCGGCCCAUAUCAGAACCAGAAAUAUGGCCAUUGGAAGACAUUAAAUAUUUGGGGUCCCAGAACCUGAAUCCAGAUGUGCCCGAGUUUGUGCCAAGGGAGAAUGGGCUGGCCCUGUCUGAACCAGAGGUCGCAAUUGAUGAGGUCAUUGAGGCCCCUCCAGCACCUGAGAUCAAACUGCCAAUUUUAACUGCACGCAAAAGCAACAACCUGCCGCCACCGCCCCUGAAUCUUCCACUGUCUGCUCCGUCGAGUAUACAGCCAGCUCCAAUUGUUGCGCAGCCAGAAUCUUGGCAAGAGGUCAAAAGAAAAGCAAAACAGCCUCCUAAAGAAAAAGCUGACGAACGCGAGUCAAGAAAAUCUGAGAGUCUAGAGGAUCUUGACUUUCAGUUCGACGAGGACACUGUUCCUGCUGAACGGGUCAAAAAGUUCACCGACCUAACGGAAGACGACUCGGACGAUUAUGAGUUGAGCGACCACGAGAUCAACAAGCUGCUGAUCGUGACCCAGACGCAGACAACUCCGGCGACACAGACGUCGCUGCCGUCACGGAUACCAAAGCACGACGGCCACGACCGCACCGGCGACUUCCUCACCAGGGUGAAGAUGAGCCAGGAACUGUCGCUCAUCAUCAAUGACGGCCUCAACAGCUACGAGGACGCCCUGUGGGACGAUCCCCACGAAUGGGUGCCAACGGGUAGCUACAAAACUGUAAAUGUGAUCACCCAAGAGACUUUCGACAAAUUCACCCCUCCCAGGCCGACCGUGACUAAUCCUGAUAAGCCGCCCAAGCCGCCUUCUAGCCUCGUUGAAGAAAUAACUCAGGAGGUUAGCGCUGCGGAGCCGGUGCGGACGCGGACGCCGCGGGUGCGGAAAGAGCACCAGCGGCGGCAACCGCACUUCUACCCUGUUGUAAAAGAGGAGACACUGCCCGACCCUUGCACUCCGCGCAAGCGCAAAACCAAACAUAGCAACAACCCACCUGUUGAGCACCAUGUCGGCUGGGUCAUGGAUGUGCGGGAACACCGGCCCAGGACCACAUCCGUCAGUAGCACCGGUACGAGCCCGAACGAAAGCUACCUGUCGACGAGCUAUGGCAGCACGCCGCAGUCGCUGCCCACGUUCCAGCACCCAUCGCACCUGUUGCUCAAGGACAACGGUUUCACGCAGCAGGUGUACCACAAGUACCACGCCAAGUGUCUGAAGGAACGAAAACGACUUGGCAGCGGGCAGUCGCAGGAGAUGAACACGCUCUUCCGUUUUUGGUCCUUCUUCCUCCGCGAGAACUUCAACCGCAAAAUGUACAACGAGUUCCGCACUCUGGCCGUCGAGGACGCCACCUUUGGAUUCAGAUACGGUUUAGAGUGUCUGUUCAGAUUCUACAGCUACGGAUUGGAGUUCAAAUUUAGGCCCGAACUGUACAAACACUUCCAAGAAGAAACUAUCCGCGACUAUGAGAACGGCCAAUUGUACGGCUUAGAGAAGUUCUGGGCGUUCCUCAAAUACUACAAAAAUAGCAGCUCGUUGCAAGUUGACGAGAAACUAAAUGAGUUUUUGUCUAACUUCAAAAGUAUAGAGGCCUUCAGAGUUGUUCAGCCUGAGCAUGACUUAAAAAUGCGCGUGCAAGGCGCUCGCGGCGGAUUCCGGCGGAUGCGUUCCGUUUCAGAGAGUCAGAGCGACGAGCGUGCGAUGGCGCCGCGCAGGCCGAUGCGCGUGCGGCGCCUGUCCGGCAGCGCCGGUGAGGUGCAAGUUGGUGGCGGCGCAAAGAAAAAGCAGGCUGGCUUGGCCAAAUGAGAGGCGCGAAGCAGCGAGUGCGUUCGUUUGUUCCACUGUGUAGAUAAGAGGGUUUGUGUUUCCUAUCGGUAGCUUGGUCCCGAACGAACGCCACCGCGUGCAGUGCAUUGAUUUUACACACUAUGACGACGUCGAUUGUGUCCUUUGAGACGUGUUUUGCUCAAACCGGUCGGUCCUCGAUCAGCCCAUGCCAUACACACGACUCGAGCAUUUUCCCUUCCCGCGAGUGAAAGAAAUAAAGAAGUAAAGGGAAUUCGGACGCGGCGAGUGCGGUUAAUUUUUUUUAUUUACGUGUAUAAUUUUAUCAUUUAAGGUUUUUUGUGCUACUUACGUCGACUGAAUCACAGCGUGUGUCCACCAAGUCAGUCUCUUUCAUCUCAAUCGGCUCAAUUUCCGCAACUAAACCCUAACUCACUCACACCCACACACAUAUUAUCAUAGAUAGUUCAAGUGCCUUUGUUGGUUUUCGCAGUAACUGCAGCAGUGCCACCUUGUGAUAAAGGAAAGGAAAAAAGCGAGCACCUACUAACCGAUUUUGAAUGUUAACAUAGCACUCAUUCGACACGACGAAUGUUAGAGUGUGCAUCUUCCACGGGGUUUGACACUAUUUUGAUCCUUUUCUCUCUAUCUCUCUAUCUGUACUCUUCGUAACUAUGGUACGAAUAGCGUUUGUGCAUACAAUAAGAAUGUCCUUUAUUUUGUUAUGAUGAUAUACAUAUAUUGACGGCGUACACAUACAUAUAUUUGUAGACACGAGAUAAAUAGGCUUAUUCACCCUCUCUCCUCCCCCUUGCAUUCGCAACUACUAGGCUAAUGAAUCGAGCGGAGAAACUGUUGCUCUCGAACUGUGAAGAUUACGCAUUGUAGGUCAGAUUUAAUGUAAAUUAGGAUUCGAUAAUGAUGAAGGAAUUAACCAAUCGGGCCAACUCCGUUCAAACCCAUUGGUGGGGCUUUUUCUCCACUUUUCAUUUGGGCGGAGUCUUGUUUUGUUCACUUCUUUCAAUGUAUAAUUUGAGUUUGUCGACCAGAUCUCUUGCUCUCGGUCAGACACAGGCGAUUUUUAAAUGUUACUCUAUGAUUGCGAUCAAACACAGCUUUUUAAUUUCGAUUUGAGUGUUUUACUGCAUUACGACUUAAAGAGGAUACUGUAAUUGCAAAGUCGUUGAAUAUGAGCUACUGUCAAUACAUCAAUCAUAAGUAAUAAAUAAAAUCCUAUAUCUUACAAUGUACAUAA
Cloeon dipterum is the source of this 4860-nucleotide messenger RNA. RefSeq names its product la-related protein 1-like. The record is from RefSeq and is a predicted model, not a curated record. Gene Ontology annotation, biological process: positive regulation of translation; mRNA stabilization. Gene Ontology annotation, molecular function: RNA cap binding. The transcript has 16 exons. Bases 300 to 3626 code for a protein of 1108 amino acids. Gene Ontology annotation, cellular component: cytosol; cytoplasmic stress granule. Lineage: Eukaryota; Metazoa; Arthropoda; Insecta; Ephemeroptera; Baetidae.